AUGGUAACUAAGACCUCCUCGACUGUGGUCCUCCACGCCGGCGAGCACCUAUUCAAGGUCGUCAACCACUCCCUCGUCAAAGGGAGCAGUACCUUCCUCACGUCUGGGACCUUCCGCGUCGGCGGCCAUGACUGGGCUAUCCGCUACUACCCAAACGGCAACUCUAGGACUGUCGACGAUCAGUUCUCUUCGAUUUUUGUCGAAUUGAUGAACACCGGUGAUGUUGAGGUCACUGCGUCCUACUCCUUCUGCCUGCAGGACCCGGCACCGUUGGCCUCAGGAGAGAAGCACAAAUUCGGCAACACCGCAAAGUUUUCGCUCGACAAGCAUCCAGAUUGGGGUAGAGACAAAUUUGUGAGUAAAGCUGACUUGGUUGCGUCGGGGUGUCUCGAGGAUGACUGUCUACUGAUCAAGUGCACCAUCACCGUUAUUGCCUCCAAGCUCAUCAAGGACACUGAAGCUAACGAAAAUAGCAUCAUCAUUCCACCCUCGGUCCUCAGUAAGGAUCUAAGCAAUCUUCUGGAGAACGGCCUUGAUGCGGACUUGACGGUAAGGAUUGGGUGGUUCAAAAGUUUUAAGGUGCACGGGUGUGUGCUCGCUGCACGGUCGCCAGUCUUCCGUGCGCUGCUGUGUGGAUCUAUGGUGGAGAGCAAACAAACCAGUAUCCGCGUUAACGACGUAGAUGCCAGAGUUUUCGAGGUCUUACUCUAUUACAUGUACAACGAUAGCCUCCCGGAGUUCAUGGAGGAGACCACGGAAGAGGAUAUAAGCAUGACCCAGCAUUUGCUAGUCACCGCUGAUCGGUACGCUAUGGAGAGGUUGAAAUUGAUAUGUCAGGACAAAUUGAGCAAGACACUAGAGGCUAAGACACUGGGCUUCACUUUGAAUCUCGCGGAAGAAUUCCACUGCCAACAGCUCAAGAACUAUUGUCUCAACUAUAUAGCAAGAGACACUGAGAGGAUACGAGCUACUAUACAAACUAAUAAGUUCAAGCGACUCAAGCAAGACCACCAAGGUGUUGCAUAUGAUAUUUUGGACAAGGUAAUUGACAAGCUGUAG
Messenger RNA from Lolium rigidum, 1059 nucleotides. Its product is annotated as BTB/POZ and MATH domain-containing protein 1-like. The record is from RefSeq and is a predicted model, not a curated record. Gene Ontology annotation, molecular function: protein binding. Bases 1 to 1059 code for a protein of 352 amino acids. The transcript has a single exon. Gene Ontology annotation, biological process: protein ubiquitination. Lineage: Eukaryota; Viridiplantae; Streptophyta; Magnoliopsida; Poales; Poaceae.